Messenger RNA from Gossypium raimondii (Peruvian cotton), 1321 nucleotides. Its product is annotated as DNA-(apurinic or apyrimidinic site) endonuclease. Bases 79 to 1152 code for a protein of 357 amino acids. Gene Ontology annotation, cellular component: nucleus. Gene Ontology annotation, molecular function: phosphoric diester hydrolase activity; double-stranded DNA 3'-5' DNA exonuclease activity; DNA-(apurinic or apyrimidinic site) endonuclease activity. The record is from RefSeq and is a predicted model, not a curated record. The transcript is spliced from 9 exons. Gene Ontology annotation, biological process: base-excision repair. Lineage: Eukaryota; Viridiplantae; Streptophyta; Magnoliopsida; Malvales; Malvaceae.
UUUUCUUUCCUCAGUUCAAGUUCAAUGACAAAAAAACGAGAGUUGGGAACGUACGAACUUUGAACUGUGAGCAACACGAUGAAGCGAUUCUUCAAACCCAUCGAGAAGGAAGGCUCUGCCAAGAAGCCCUCGCUUUCUCCUUCCAAAAAUGGUGCUGAAAACGGCGAUGCGCUACCUGAAGUGGACGUCAAGAAAGAGCCAUUGAAGUUCCUCACAUGGAACGCUAACAGUUUGCUUCUUCGAGUCAAGUCCAAUUGGCCCGAAUUCUCCAAUUUCGUUUCCAAUCUCGACCCUGAUGUCAUCGCUAUACAGGAAGUAAGGAUGCCAGCUGCUGGUUCAAAAGGUGCACCUAAAAAGCCAGGAGAGUUAAAAGAUGAUACUAGCCCCUCCAGAGAAGAAAAGCAGAUAUUGAUGCGCGCUCUUUCUAGUCCACCAUUUGGAAAUUAUCAUGUUUGGUGGGCUCUGGCUGACACAAAAUAUGCAGGCACUGCAUUGUUAGUAAAGAAGUGUCUUCGACCAUUAAAAGUUUCUUUUUCUCUUGAUGGAACAGUUUCGAAGCAUGAACCAGAUGGCCGGGUUAUUUUAGCUGAAUUUGAGACACUCCGCAUAUUGAAUACAUAUGCACCGAACAAUGGUUGGAAAGAUGAGGAAAAUUCUUUCCAGCGGAGAAGAAAGUGGGAUAAAAGGCUUCUAGAGUUUGUUGUGCAAUCGUCAGAUAAACCUCUUAUUUGGUGUGGAGAUUUGAAUGUUAGCCAUGAGGAUAUUGAUGUGAGUCAUCCAGAAUUCUUCAGUGCAGCAAAGAUGAAUGGUUAUGUUCCUCCAAAUAAAGAGGAUUGUGGGCAGCCAGGAUUUACCUUAGCUGAGAGGAAGCGCUUUGGGGCAAUAUUGAAAGAGGGAAGGUUAGUAGACGCGUAUAGAUACCUGCACAAGGAGAAGGACAUGGAAUGUGGGUUUUCAUGGUCGGGGAACCCCAUUGGGAAGUAUCGAGGAAAACGAAUGAGAAUAGACUAUUUCAUUGUUUCAGAGAAGCUCAAGGAAAGAGUUGCUGAAUGUGAAAUACAUGGGAAAGGGAUUGAAUUAGAAGGUUUCUAUGGGAGUGACCAUUGCCCUGUUUCCUUGCAACUUUCAGAGGGGUGCAAAGAAGACAAAUGACAUGUAAUGAUAUUAAUUGUAAUAUUGAACGGUAGUUGUUGAAUCUUAAGUAGUUUCUGGUAUUAUUUUCUAGUCAUUUUAGUAUUCAUUUUUACCCUCUAGGUUCUUGUUAACAUGUUCAUUUUGGGUUUGGAUUAUACUAAGUUGAGUCGUUUAAGAUUUGGAUUAA